Messenger RNA from Mobula hypostoma (lesser devil ray), 15604 nucleotides. It is a transcript of the gene igf1ra, whose product is annotated as insulin-like growth factor 1a receptor. NCBI's taxonomy places the organism in Eukaryota, Metazoa, Chordata, Chondrichthyes, Myliobatiformes, Myliobatidae. Gene Ontology annotation, molecular function: insulin receptor substrate binding; insulin receptor activity; ATP binding. The transcript is spliced from 21 exons. The record is from RefSeq and is a predicted model, not a curated record. Gene Ontology annotation, biological process: protein autophosphorylation; regulation of JNK cascade; positive regulation of kinase activity. Gene Ontology annotation, cellular component: plasma membrane; insulin receptor complex; axon. The coding region runs from base 1339 to 5439 and encodes 1366 amino acids.
AGUUUCUGUAUUCCGGGGUGAUGCCUGUCUGUCUAUGUUUGAGGCGUGAUCCUCCUCAGAUUCCUGUCCCAGUAUGUCGUGAGAUCCCUGCAUGUAUUUAAUGCGUGAUCCGGUUUGCAUUUACUGACGGAUCCUGUCUGUCUCCUUGCAUAAUCCUGUCUGCAUCCCUGUGUGAUCUGUCUGAAUUUCGCGUGAUCCUGCCCGCUUGCAAUCUGCGAUCCUGCUGUUUGCAAUCUGUGAUCCUGCCUGCUUUUUAAGGUGCGAUCGGCCCCUGUUUUAUUAUGUCGAUUCAAGGUGUCCGUGCCCCUGUGUGAUCUGUCUGCGUUUUGCAUGAUCCCUGUCUACAUGCAAUGUGUGCUCCCUGUCUGUAUCCCGGUGUGACCCCAGUCCGUCGGGUUUGCCGAGCGAGCGCCUCCCCUUGCCUCCGCAGUCCGGCUCCGGCUCCGGCUCCAGGACGGGUUGCGCUGGAUGCUCUGACUGAGGCUGAGGCUCUUGUUUACCAGCGAGCUCGGAGCCUGAGUCAGAGACACGGCGGGCGGACCAGCAGCCUCCGAGAGAGAGAGAGAGGGAGAGGGAGAGAGACAGACACACACACGUUCAGAGGCAGGGAAGCCGCGGAGCCCGCUCAACCUGCGCUGCCGGAGACCGAGGACGAGCCCAGGGACCGCAAGCCCAGCGCAGGGUCGCCGCCGAGAGCACCUUUCCCGGGGAGCGAAGGGUCCUUGUAGCACCCCCCUCUCUAUCCUGGAAAAAUCCCAACGCGCCACGCUUUGCCUUUUGCUUCCCUCCCCCCUCUGUCUCUCCUUCCCAGGCUCCAAACAAACAACAGGGGUAAAAAAAUCCAGCUUUUAAUUAAGAAAAAUUGGGAGAGGAGGGGAGAAAAUGCAUCUUUAAAUCGCUUCAGAGAGAGAGAGGGAAGGCAGGGGUUCAGUUCUGCAGUUUGUGCAGGAAUUGUUUUCUCUUGCUUUGGUAAAAUAUAUCUACUGUAUAUUUCUUUUUUUUUCUUGUUUUUUUUCUCAAAGGAAUGGAGACUGAGGAUGGGGAGUUCCAGAACAGCUUGUGUUUGCUAAAUUUCACAAUGAGACACAGACAAGGUUGAGGGGGAAAAAAGCCAAGAAAAAAAACAAAGGAUACUGUAGCAGGAAAAAAGGAAGAAAACAGUUUAAAUUUGCAAGAGUUACUUUUUUUCCCUUCCUCCAUCCCAUUUUCUUAACAUUAAAGUACCCCAGCCUAGUUAAAAUUAGAGGUUCAUUAAAUCUGGAGUUGCUCCUUUUUUGUUUUUGUCGUUGGGGGUUUUGUUUGACGAUUUGUUUUCAUUCGGUGGCGGAGACGGUCGGUAUGCUUUGGUGGGGUCCACAAAUGGGAACCAAGUCUGGAACAAAGAGGGGCUCCGUGACCUUGUGUUGGGGUUUGGUCGCUCUCUGCGUCUCACUCGCUCUGGGACAUACUCAUAUCGAAAUAUGCAAUGGCAUGGAUAUUAGGAACCAGGUGUCGGAUCUUCGGCAGCUGGAGAACUGCACCAUCAUUGAGGGUUACCUGCAAAUCCUGCUAAUCAGCGGCAAGGCGGAGGACUUCCGUGCCCUGCGAUUCCCAAAGCUGACCGUCAUCACUGAGUACCUGCUGCUCUACCGCGUCUACGGGCUCGAGACGUUGCGGGAUCUCUUCCCCAAUCUCGCCGUCAUCCGGGGCGUCCGCCUGUUCUUCAACUACGCUCUGGUCAUCUUUGAAAUGACUCACCUGAAGGAGAUUGGACUGUACAGUCUCCAGAACAUCACACGUGGCGCCGUGCGGAUUGAGAAAAACCACGACCUCUGUUACUUAUCCACCAUUGACUGGUCCUUUAUCCUGGAUUCUGUGGAAAAUAAUUACAUCGAUCGGAAUAAGCAGCAGAACGAGUGUGGGGAUGUCUGUCCGGGAACCAUGGAGGAUCGACCACUGUGCGUGAAGACGAGUGUGUACAACCAGUACAACUAUCGCUGCUGGAGUGCCAACCACUGCCAGAAAGUUUGCCCGAAGGCUUGCGGGAAGAGAGCCUGUAACGACAAGGGGGAGUGCUGCCACGCGGAGUGCCUCGGGGGCUGCGCUGCCCUCAACGACAACAGAGCCUGCAUGGCGUGUCGGAACUACUACUACGAGGGCCAGUGCCUCGCCAGCUGCCCCCCGGGUACCUACAGGUUCGAAGGAUGGCACUGUGUGACCAAGGAAGUGUGUGCUAAGAUCCCCGUUGAGAACCCCAAGGAGCAGUUUGCACUGCACGAUGGAGAGUGCACCCUCAUCUGUCCUUCAGGAUACACCCGCAAUGCCACCAGCAUGUAUUGUACCCCGUGUGAUGGCCCUUGCCCCAAUGUUUGCCUGGUGAAAACGGAGACCAUCGAUUCCGUCACAGCCGCCCAGUACCUGAAGGGAUGUACGGUGGUUAAUGGCAACUUGAUCAUCGCAAUCCGUAGGGGAAACAAUAUUGCUGCAGAGCUGGAAGCCAACCUCGGCCGGAUUGAGACCAUUACAGGGUACCUGAAAAUCCAUCAUUCCUAUGCCCUUGUCUCGCUUUCCUUCUUCAAGAGCCUGCGCUACAUCAAUGGGGAGGAACAGCUUGAGGGGAACUACUCCUUCUAUGUCCUGGACAACCAGAACCUCCAGCAGCUGUGGGACUGGAGCCGCCACAACCUCACCAUCAAGCAGGGCAAGAUCUACUUCGCUUUCAACCCCAAGCUCUGCGUGUCGGAGAUCUACCACAUGGUCGACGUGGCAGGGGUGAAGGGCAGACAGGGCACGGCAGACAUGGAGCAGAGGACGAAUGGGGACCGAGCUUCCUGUGAAAGACGCAUCUUGAAAUUCACAAGUAAUUCCACUGCAAAGAACAAGAUAAUAUUGAAGUGGGAACAUUAUCGCCCGCCAGACUACAGGGAUCUCAUCAGUUUCAUCGUGUACUACAAGGAAGCGCCCUUUCAGAACUUGACUGAAUACGAUGGGCAGGAUGCUUGUGGCUCCAACAGCUGGAACAUGGUGGAUGUGGACCUUCCCCAGAGCAAGAACCAAGAACCAGGGGUGUACUUGUCGAAUUUAAAGCCCUGGACUCAGUAUGCUAUUUUUGUCAAGGCAAUCACCCUUGCUGUCUCUGAAGACGGCCGGAACUAUGGGGCAAAGAGUGAAAUCGUCUACAUAAAGACAAACGCCUCAGCUCCUUCGGUUCCCCUGGAUGUGGUGUCAGUGUCCAACUCCUCGUCUCAGCUCGUAGUGAAGUGGAAGCCGCCCGCUCUUUCGAACGGGAACAUCACCUAUUACCUGGUGCGCUGGCAGCAGCAACCAGAGGAUGCCGAACUUUACAAACAUGACUACUGUCACAAAGGUCUGAAGCUGCCCACCAGGAUCUCGGCCACAGGGACUAUUGACCUGGAUGGCAAUGGCGAUUCCAAACCCUCCGAUAAGAAUGGCCAGGGACAGUGCUGUGCAUGCCCAAAGACCCAGGCUGAGAUCAAUGCCGAAGCCGAGGAAGUCAUGUUUCAGAAGUCCUUUGAGAAUUUUCUGCACAACUCCAUCUUCAUGCCCAGGCCGUUACGCAAGCGCAGAGACACCUUCGGAGUGGCCAACGCAUCCCUCCCUGUAAAUGGCACCAAACCACCUGAGCCGCACCAGAACAGCUCUGACCCCGAGAGGAAGCAAGACUACCCUUUCUACGAAAGCAAAGUACGGUACAGUGACAGGACGGUCAUCUCCAACCUGCGGCAUUUCACCACGUACCGCGUCGACAUUCACGCCUGCAACCACGAAGCCCAUAAGCUCGGCUGCAGUGUUUCCACCUUUGUGUUUGCAAGGACCAUGCCGAUAGAUAAAGCUGACAACAUACCGGGCCCGGUGAUUUGGGAGCCUGGUGACGAUGACACAAGCAUUUACCUCAAGUGGCCAGAGCCACCCAGUCCCAAUGGCCUGAUUCUGAUGUAUGAAGUGAAGUACAGUCGUGGAGACAAUGAGAUUCAGCAGGAGUGUGUCUCCCGACAGCGCUACAGGUCGAGCAGCGGUGGCUGUAAGCUGGACAGACUGAGCCCCGGUAAUUACACUGCCGAGGUGCGGGCGACCUCGCUCUCCGGGAAUGGUUCCUGGACUGACCCGGUGAUGUUCUACAUCAAAGCCAAACCACCUGGUCCUGAUAACCUCAUGCAGUUAAUCAUUGCUCUGCCAAUUGCACUGCUGUUGAUGAUAAUUGGUCUGAUAUUAACACUGUAUUACUUCAACAAGAAGCGAAACAACGAUCGGCUUCCAAAUGGAGUCCUUUACGCAUCUGUGAAUCCUGAGUACUUCAGUGCUGCUGACAUGUACGUGCCGGACGAGUGGGAGGUUCCACGGGAGAAGAUGACCAUGUGCCGCGAGUUGGGCCAGGGCUCCUUCGGGAUGGUGUAUGAGGGGAUCGCCAAGGGCGUGGUGAAGGGGGACACAGAGACGAGAGUGGCCAUCAAAACGGUGAACGAGUCGGCCAGCAUGCGCGAGCGCAUCGAGUUCCUCAAUGAGGCAUCGGUCAUGAAGGAGUUCAAUUGCCAUCACGUGGUCCGCCUGCUUGGUGUGGUGUCCCAGGGGCAGCCCACCUUGGUGAUCAUGGAGCUGAUGACACGCGGGGAUCUGAAGAGCUACCUGCGUUCACUGCGGCCAGACGCAGAGAAUAAUCCCGGCAAACCACCACCCACCCUGAAGAAGAUGACCCAGAUGGCAGGGGAGAUUGCUGACGGCAUGUCUUAUCUGAAUGCUAACAAGUUCGUUCACCGAGAUCUGGCUGCUCGAAACUGUAUGGUGGCAGAGGAUUAUACUGUAAAGAUCGGAGAUUUUGGGAUGACACGUGAUAUCUACGAGACGGAUUAUUACCGGAAAGGAGGGAAGGGGCUUCUGCCAGUCCGUUGGAUGUCGCCAGAGUCCCUGAAGGAUGGAGUUUUCACCACACACUCUGAUGUCUGGUCGUUUGGCGUAGUCCUGUGGGAGAUCGCCACGCUGGCUGAGCAGCCCUAUCAGGGCAUGUCUAACGAGCAGGUGCUGCGCUUCGUAAUGGAGGGCGGCUUACUGGAACGGCCGGAGUCCUGCCCCGACAGCUUGUUCGAGCUGAUGCGCUUGUGUUGGCAGUACAACCCCAAGAUGCGGCCCUCCUUUAUGGAGAUUAUCGAGAGCAUUAAGGACGACCUGGAGCCGUCCUUCCAAGAGGUUGCCUACUUCUACAGCGAGGAGUGCAAGAACCGUGACUUGGAGGAGUUUGAGAUCGAGACAGAGAACAUGGAGAGCGUUCCCCUUGACCCCUCCUCCACUCUGCAGCACACGGACAAACACUCCGGCCACAAGGUGGAGAAUGGGCCCGGCAUUGUCCUGCGAGCCAGCUUCGACGAGCGGCAGCCAUACACCCACAUGAACGGGGGCAGGAAGAACGAGAAGGUGUUGCCUUUGCCCCAGUCAACAACCUGCUGAUCCCCUACACGCAAACGCACACGCAUGCACACACACAUACACAUGAAGAUGCACCUGCACAUGCACAAAUACGCACUUGCAUGCACACGUGCAUCCACACAGACGUGUACAUACAUGCACAGGCAGGCCCCCAUACAGGAAGUCACACACACACACACACGCGCGUGCACGUGUGUGCACACAUACUCAUGCACUAAUAUGCACAUGCAUACAUAGAUGCACUGGCAUGCGUAAAUGCACCCACACAGAUAUGUACACACAUGCAGACAGGCAGGCAAGCAUACUGGAAGAUAGACACAUGCACGCAGAUGUAUGUGGGCGCACACUCACAGACACACAGACAUGUGCAUGCAUAUAUACCCACACACAGACACACACACGCACACACACAUUACUGUAUCUCAGUAGAACUGAAACUGCCAUUGAUGCACAGUGGAGAGGACUCGUUUCAGUCACCACAAUAAUAUUUCAAAUGCAAGCAGUGUUCCUGGGAAGAAAAUAAAGACUUGACAGUGCUCAAGCAGGUCUCGACAGCAGGCUGCACGAACUCGUAGCAUGAGGUACUCCUUUCCCAGGACUCCCACCGCAUAGUAAACAUAUCUGAAAUCCAGCGGAGGAGCAGCUCUUAGUGGGAAUGCUGCCUGGGCUCUUCACUCCGAUCCUUGGCACCACACCUUUCCACAUCUGGAUGGACACGGGCCGUGUCUGUAUCCCUGUUAAUGAACCAACUCUGGAGAUGAUUGUGGCUGGAGAGGCUACAGCACAGACUUGUCUCGUGGGCCCUGCCAUCUCCUGCAUUCAGUCAUCUCUCGUUGCUGACAGAAAUUGCCAAAAUUUAAAGAAAAAGGAAUAGUUUUUAUUAUGACAAUUGUGUUUCGACACUUACAAAGAACGGGGUUAGGAAAGUGUUUCACAGAAAAGACAGACGCACUGAAUUUGAGUGUGUGCACACGCGUACGUGCUGAUAGAUUGUCACAUACACACACACACACACACACACACACACACACACACACACACACACACACACUCGCACAUCGUCUCACUGAUCAACCUGCCGUAUCAAUCUACACUGGGAUUAAUUUAACGCUGAAACAAAAGCCUGGAUGCCAGCAAUGGCUGAACAGCCUUGGAGGUGUUAAAAGGUCACGGGUGCAGUGAGGCAGGGCCCAGUCCACGAGGCAAGUGGUAAGACGAGGACGGAGAAGGGCGCGGCUUCUCACAAGAGCGGCCAAGGUUAAAGAAACCAGUGACAGCAAAGGACAAAAAAGAGGAGCAGUUAAGUGCUAAGUAUUCUCUGAUGUGCUCAGUAGAAUUAUAGUGAUUGGGUCUUGCAGUUCUAUGUUUGACCAUAAACCUUUGGAUACUCAUUGUGUCACUUUUAUAACUUUUAUGGUUUAUUAUCGAUCUGUCUUUAAAGAAAAGCUGCUAUAAUUUUUUUCCUUAACUCUGGAGAUGAAAUCAACUUUACCUUUCGUUCCUCUUACCCGGCCUCCCUUUCCAUUUAGUUUUUCUUCAACCAACCCUUCAGCGCCUUGUACAGUGCUUCAAAUUGACUUUUAUUUCUUCUUGGUAUUGGUUCCAACCGCGUGGCUGCCUCGAGCUGCCGCCUUUGUGUUUGUUUUGAGAGAGGAAUGAAUACAAAUGGGAAGAUAUUUCCUUGCGUUGUCGCCUAUCACCUUAGCUCAGCGCAUGAAUACAAACUGUUCUCUUCCCAGCACAGCCUAGCAGAAAUGUUCCUUGUGAACUUCCAUCUAAAUCAGUACAGGGCGUGAUAAAAACUAUACUCAGGUCAAACAGUUUAAUACUAGUACGUGUCUUUCUCAGUGUCUCCAUGUUAAUUUUUGUUCAUAAGUAGAAAAUUGUUUUGCUCUUCACCAAAACAACCCAGAACUUUUUUUAAAAAGAAAAGCAAACUGGGUUAGAUAUCCUGAAAGCUCUUUAAAUAUAAUGUUUUUUUUUAAAUUUCAGCUGCAUAUCUUUAACUCUUUCCUGUCCAGGGUUUUAUCUAUGAUUUUCUAAUUAUUACCAGCAAGGGGUUUGAGCAGACCAGAGACCAUGGCAGUUGUGUUGUCUGUUAACUGACUCCACAUUCUGCUGAUGGCCUGACGUUUUGCAGAGUUGUCCUUUGUCUUUCGGAGUUGUACAAUUUCAUAGUGAUUGCUUUCAUCUCUUGGUGGCCAUCAUUAACAGUGGCUUUCAGUAAAGGGUAUCAAUUCACCAAAUUCAGUAACUCGCUGGUAAUAACCAGUCCGUUACUUGACACCCAGGUGACAUCACCAAAUCUUAACUAUCACGAGGCAGCAAACUCCAACCAUCGGGGAAGGUAAGGGUUCAAGUAUGAAGAAACAAUCAUAGUUUGGCCAGCGGUUAAUCUUCUUUGACUGGAUUGUAAAGGGGAAGCGCCCCGAUAUUUUGAUAUCUGAUCUUUCCAGACAUGGCUUCCCACCGCAAGGUCCCACCACAAGGCUUUGGGCGUUGAGACAACGCAACUAAUAGGUGUGGGUCGGUGGGAGGAAACAAUGUGGCAUCUCCUACUUUAUAUCCCAUUGUGACUUGCCCCACAGUGUCCCCUCUCUCAGCAGGAUGUGGAGAGGCACUCGCUUUGUACCCCCGCCAAGUGUGAAAGGUGCUGACUCAGGGCUUCUGGAGACAGCACCUGUUUGUGCGGCUGGUUAGCACCCUGUUUUGCCCUAGUGCUGGCAGAAACAAUUCCAAGGAGCCUUUCAUUGAAAGGAUAUUCUCCACCUGGACUGGAAGGCAGUUAACUUAAAUACAGGAGCAGAGAAAUAUAUACAAAUAAAUAACGACUGAAAUUUGUGACCAGAUGUAACUUUAAAGUUUAUAGUGAGUUUUUUUUUGCUUUAUUCCUUUGCUAGAUUAGUUCUUGCUUCCUGUUUGCUGCUGUCCCAAUGCAUUAUUUUCACAAUUCUGUUAAUUAAAAGGUAAUCUAUGUAGGAUUUUUUUUUAAUUUAUUUUGUAAUAUCAGUUAAAAUCACUGUAAAAUGACCUGAAUUCAAAUCAUUACUGAUUGAAGAGUUGUAUUUUAAAUGUUACCUGACAGGGGGACAGUUUUUUUUGUUGAUGUUUUUAAAUGUUUAUCUACCUCUUAUUUUUUAUAUAUAUUAUAUAUAAAAUACAUCUCGCAUUCAGCAAUCUGAGAGACAGUACAGUAUCCGGAAAACCUCAGUAAUUCACAAACCACAUCACACUACAGACGUCUUUGGAGAAGGGCUGGUUGCUGGUUUUUACAGAGGUCACCCACUCGGUGAGGAAGGUGAACACAUGCCAAAUUAAUCCGUACAAAUUUGAGGAUGGCCAGACCCAUCACAUCUUCCAUGGAUGUGUUGCCGUGUCGACCAGUGCAGGUAUCCGUGGCAACUCCUCCACCACGUCAUAUUUUCAUACUGGUUUUUCUUCCCGUGUGAGGGAGUGUCAAUCCUCUGGACAUCUUUUUUUCGUUCAGCUUGCACCCUUCGGUGUCCCGACCCUCUCUCAGGCAGCAGCUAGGUGCCCCCGCCUCUCCAGAAUGGCCAUGCCCGUUCUAUUCUCAUGUCCGACAGUACUGCGCUGGCAGGCUACCUGCCUCAGGUGGGUGAGUCGGCCUCGUUUCUCUGUGGAGGAUUAGACAGGCUGACCUCCCUAUCACGGCAUCAGAAAUGUUAUUGAUCUACUGUCGAACACCCUCACUGGGCAAAUUCAGUGGAGGUUAACACCGGGCAGGGUGGCUGAGUUGGGUUUUAUAAUGGAGUCAUGGCUGGCAUUUUGUGUGGCAGGAGUACGCGAUGAGCUGGCAGUUAGUCUGAAGCUGGCUGAUGUGAAGCAGAGGUUGUGUGGCCAAGCAGCAAAGGCCAAGAUGCCCCAGAGUUUGGGAAAUGUGCCAGUUACCCCUACCCCCCAGGCAGUGGUGUCUCUCCCACCUGACACCACUAAACGUCCCCAGCACCUAGUGAAACUGCCUCACCCCUACAGGAAGUUCAAAGCCAUUGGCUGGGUUCAGCACAGAGUGAGGCUGAAGCCAUCGACUUAACUGGCCCAGCCUUUCACGUCGCCACACACUACCAAAGGAAGGACCCUAAAUGGUUCCCUCACCCACCCCACCUGAUCCCCACACCCACUCCAUCUGGUUUCCCCCACCCACCCCACCUGAUCACCUCACCCACCCCACCUGAUUCCAUCACCCACCCCACCUGAUCACCUCACCCACCCCACCUGAUUUCCCUCACCCACCCCACCUGAUCACCUCACCCACCCCACCUGAUCACCUGAUCCCCACACCCACUCCAUCUGGUUUCCCUCACCCACCCCACCUGAUCCCAUCACCCACCCCACCUGAUUUCCCUCACCCACCCCACCUGAUCCCCCCACCCACUCCAUCUGAUUUCCCUCACCCACCCCACCUGAUCCCAUCACCCACCCCACCUGAUUCCAUCACCCACCCCACCUGAUCACCUCACCCACUCCAUCUGAUUUCCCUCACCCACUCCAUCUGAUUUCCCUCACCCACCCCACCUGAUUCCCUCACUCCACCCCGUCUGAUCUCCGCAGUUACUGAGGGUAUCUUUUCCAAGUGUUACUGUUCUGAGGGGUUGGGGGAGCCUUUAGCCUUUGGGCAGGGGCUAGGCCUGCUGGACUGGUGGCCCACAGGCGUACCAGAGGAUGGAAGACCCCCCAAUUCUGGGUUGGGCUGGCUGUUGUAAACUCCUUGAUAUUUGGUCAGUUCCCCUCGAGCCUCCCACCAGCCAGAACAACUGGUGUUCAGCUGCCUGUAUUUGUGAGUCAAGAGGGGAGUGUCUCAAAUUAAAGCACGUCACCUCUUCCCUCGCACCGGACACAGCGGAGAGCCACAACUUCCAAGCAUGGGAGUCAGAAAUACUCCAGCCAGAUGCUUGGCCGUAGCUAGGAACUUCAGCACAAAGGGGGCAAUCCAGCGGGGAGUGGGAGAUGGACGGACACCACCCUGGCUGCUGAGUUUGGAAUAGUGGGGGUGGGGUGAGGGUAUCUUUCACGGGGCUUGGGUCACGUUGCCCAUAUUCAGGAGGAAGCAUCAAUCCAGGGCCAAAGGUGUCGUGGGUGUCCAAGAAGACCAUUGGAUUCUCUGUGUAAAAGCUGCAGAGUGAGAGAACCCGUUGGGGUGAUUCGGACAAGUAUCCAAGGCAGAGUGUUAAACUUUGUCUUUAGAGCUACACCUAGUUGCCAGGUAUGCAGUACUGGGAAGAGAGGGAGGGGUGAAACAGAACUCAAAUACUACAAUAACAAGUACGGGAGCAAUAAUGUACAGUAGGGCAACCGUGAGAGGAGGCGCAGAGGCUGGUGUCCAGAGCAAUCCUUGUUAAGGGCUCUUGUAGUUCUGUCCCCUUCCCUGGAGCUAGAACUGUUUCCCUGAUAGGUCACGUGGCUUAAACAGCAGAAGUAAUUCCAGUACUUCCAAAGUAUUGCAUUUGACAUGGCCCUCUGUGGACAUGCCUUGCCCAAUUAAUGUUCCUUCCCUCAGUUACCAGGGCUGCCUGAGUAGUUUGGUUGUUCCCUAAAGGCUGAGCUACAAGCACAUUCAGUGCUGUCACGACUUGGCUUGGUUCUCACAGCUUGUGUGAAUGGGGCAGGGCCAGAGUGUGUGAGUGUGUGGCGACCCCUUUCGCCAGCUCCCUGCUUGCCUCGCCUGCACUCCUCGCUGAACAGGGGAAGGGCAAGCAGUUGCCCCAAAUAUUUGUCCUCUUGAAAGCCCAUCUGAGAGAGGAUUGCCCCUCCCCAGGGCAAGGGAGGUGAAUGCCCCUCCGUUUUGUGUUUCAUUAGGGUCGUAGAGCUCUUGGCUUUUGGGGUUCAAUGUCAAACUGGGAAGGGAAAGGUUAAGUCCCUUCACGCCGCUGGGGCGGUUUGUUACUGGUGACCUCCUGAACUAGCAACCUUCCCUUCACAUUCGCACAUGUUGAUCACCACAACCGCAAACCCUCAGAUUACAGCUGGUAACGAAUGUCUGAUUUACAAAUAUCGUCAAUAGUUGAAAUCUUUAUUAGAGAGAGAUUUUUUUAAAAAAAUCACUAACAACACUGUGGCCAUCUUAGCAAUUCUGUAGAGCACUUCAUUUUGACACGAACUUGUGUGAGUUAGAAAAUGGGUAUGUGUCUUUGUUGGUAUGGUCCAGGUUGUUUAAAGGGACUGAAUUCUAUCUUAUUGGCUACUCAAGUUGUCCAAUGUUCAUAUUUAGGGAUUAGCAAACUCUGAUUGAAGUGAGGUUAACUUGUGCAAUCCAGAAUUAGAUUGGACUUCUAUAUUUCAAACAGGGACCCCUGUCUGGAAUGAAGUGUUACCUCAGACUGUACCCUUCAUCUGUCUAGUCCAUUCCAGUUGGUCAGACAAUCCUUCCUCCUUGCAUCAGCUCUCAACCACCUCCCCCACCAUCCUCGGCUGGUGGUUUCAGUGCCCCAGAACAUCCGUAGCUAGGCUGAGAAUUAACAGUAUCCAUGGUAACAUUCCCAAGGAAAUUGUGUGCUGGCUGGUAGACUGCUUGGACGUCCCAAUUUUUGUAAGAUGACACUCCCAAGUUGAGAGAGCAAAUGUCCAUCUGGCACUAACUGAAUUUGAAGCACAUGCAAUAAGGACGCUCUAAGCGAUGGAAGUAAUGGGGAGCAGGGUCAGUGUCUGAGCGUGAAUGGGCAGGCAUCUGGCUCCCAGAUUCCUUCACUUCCGCCUGCAAUUGGAGGGUCUUUCCCUGCUCGUUAGUGCUGUAUGUUGGGGUGAUGUGGGAAAUGUUUCCAUCCAGUCUCCAGCCUUCAGAUCAUGCCCCCUCAGAUUAGACCCUUAUACUGAGGGUUAAAUGAUCCCCACUCAGCCCCUUGACGCUUAACGCAUUGCGUUGGAACAAGAAUGUGAUGUCCACACAGUUGGGAAUGGCCAACAACGUUCUCAAGCAAUGAGGGGCCCUUGGGAAGUUCUGCUACCCAAACUGAGGAGAGAGGACAAAGUCAAACACACCGGGUAGCUCGAUAUGCACGUCUCCCAUUUUGACAGUGCAUCACCCUGAUCCAAAUCCCAGGUGAAGUGGCCACCGUAUUAGCUCCCUGAGAAACUGGAAGGGUCACCUGCCACCGAGGUGGAUAGAGGAUGUUCCUGGGAGGUGGGCCCUGCCACAGAGAGAUCAGAGUGAAGUGGGUAAGAGGAGGAGGGCAGGACUCUGGGGAUGUGUGGCAGAGAGCAGAAGGCAUAGGACUCCCUGGCACACAAGCUCAACGUCUCCAAAAAAUACGUAGAAGGUCGGGGAUAUUUUACCCCCCCCCCCAUCUGAGUUGGAAACCAGACCAAAUGUGCAAAUGCUGACCAACAAUGCAUUUGCACUCUGUAAUGAGGGAGCACAGGGUUCCCGUCUGCACCUUGACCUGGCAUGGCUGACAGGAAAUGUACCUCCCUCAGACUGGGUAGACCCACCCACCCACCCCUCCCCACACACAAUCCGAGGCCACUGCACGGGUUACAACUUCAACAGUUCAUCCAGCCACUCUUCCUGGUUUCUGAGAACACCUAUGUAAAGUAGCUGAGGUUGGAGAAAAUCAUGGAUGGUAACAUGGAGGGUUUUUGUUCAUUUUUGUCAUGAAGAUAUCUUAAAAUCAGAUAGCCCAAUCAAAAGAGAUACCUCAAGGUAAUUACCAGCAUGGUUGAGAAAACCAAUACAUUAAGGCCAAAAAUGUUACUAAUAGUGUCCUAUAGUUUAAGCUUUGUGUUUAAGAAAAAUGUAGCCACGAUGGUGGAUCUGAUGGUUAUUGUGGUGCAAGAAUGAGCUCUAGGGGCUGUGGUUACGGCACUUGUUCAGGGCUGUUGUUGGUCCCUGAAGCAACAUCAGCGAUUCUGUCCUUGCCUCCUGCCUUCCCUGGUCCUGGACUGAUCACUCUCAGUCUAAGCAAAGAGGCCAUCUGCACUGCAGAUGAUAAUGCAAGCACUUCCCCUGACUGGCUGGCUUCUGGAAUUACUUCAAGUCCCCAUCAUUCUGAAGUAGUCCACACGCGGACAAUUCUGUGGUGUGAACCCUUGCAGCCUGGCAAGGGUGUCUGACAGCGGUCUGCUUGCCAACACAUGAUCUCAAUACCCCAUAGAGUAGGACUCUAGUGCCUUGUGCCUGGGGCUACUGGACAGCCUAGUUUUCAACAUUAAGCUGUAGCAAUGAGAAUAGAUUGGAUGACUUCGGCCUGUCCCAGUAAUGGACAAAAUGGGUCUGCUUUUUUCAUUCAUUUUAGCCAAUUGGGGACCUGUUGCGGUGUUAGGUGAAACAACAUUCUCUGAUCUGCUAAAACAUGGAGCAAAGCAGGCCCUCCUGACUUCAUUACUGUGCCUUUGGCAUUGUGAAUGGCCGGGAGUGCGAGACCACAGUGCCAGGCAUCUGACUGGCCUGCCUGGACCCUUCACCUCAUUCAGCUGGUGAGAGGGACCACUUGUCUGUUUGCUCCCCUGGGUUAAAAUAGGGGAGGCCAGGGAGACCAAAUCAGUGGUGACACACGUUGGUGCUGUCCCAUUGUUGUGAGUGUAGACAGUCGAUGGAACCGAGGAUCCUGGAGCUUCCCCAUCUCAGGAUCUUCAGGAGUGACUUGGGAGGAGUUCAUGCAGAAACUACAGUUUUGUGGGGGUCAUCCGUAUGCUUCUAAUAAUUAAGCUUGUGAUGACCCACAUUGAAUAAUCAAGUGUUAGGUCCUGAGUGGAUCCUUCAGGCUUCUCCUUUCUUUUGUCUGCAGCUUCAGACGUAGAGGCACGGAUUCCCAACUAACCCACAUCCCAACUCCUGGCCAGUUGCCCAAAACCUCAAGGCUAGCCAGUCACAGAGCGGUGCAUGCGACAGUUGUCCAGUUGCUAAGGAACCCGGUUACCUGCGUCGACCUCCUUCCUCCCCCACUCCACUAGUGAGAGCUGGGAGAGUGUGAGGUGACAGGUCUGGGAGGAGGUUAGCUUUUCUGCAGUGGUCACGGGACGAUCGCACCAUAUUGGCUCUUUGUUGCUGUUUCCAAAUUGCAAGUGAACUUGUUCCUCAGUGUACAAACUGCAGGCAGUUUCCCUUCCAGAAAAUUGUGGAGGAGGGGGAGAGGGAAUUCUCGAUGGGAGCUUGCAGAGUUCUGGCUGUAGAUGUUGACUGGCUGCCAUCCAUUCCCAAUCUUCCGAGAAGAACAUAGGAACGUGUGCAGGACCACUUUGGGCUUUGGACGUUCAGUGGAUGCUUUGGGACAAUGAGUGUUGAGGUUGUAUAGCAGAGAGAGCUCCUUACCAAGAAAAGGCAAGAAUGGGACCUGGUUUAGUCAAGGUAGUCUCGUGACCUUUGAUUGCUAAUGUGUUCUGGGGAACUUUUUGUUGCUACACAAAUCUGUUCUUGAAUUAAGUGAGGAAGGAUUCCCCUAUCCCAUCCCACCCCCCCCCCCCACCCCCAGAAGUAUCUUCGUGCACCUUUAUGGGAAUGCAGAGGGAAUCAUAAAUGAAGUGUGUCUGGACCAGGAAUGGUUGGCAUACAGAAAUGGCUAAGAAUGAGUUGCUAUAAGCUGUUGUCUCUGUUUUAAGUUAAAUGUCCUGAUAAAAGGCACUUAUUUACUGCACAACCAGUUCCAAAAGAGCAGUUAAAUUCAGUCAUCUGGAGGCUAUCAUUGGGGCGCAGCUGAUCUUUCAGAUUCUGGCCCAUUCUCGAGUCAUUGGGAGAGGCAGAGAAAUGUCCCUGAUCCUGCUCUAUAUCUACAGUCUGGUGUCCAUACCCUCCUCCCUCAUAGAGUCAUUGUGCAGUUUAUUGUGGACACUAAUAGAUCAGAGAUCUACCUCUGGCAGGGGAAAGAGAACACUAGGUGACGUAGUGCAAGAUUGGCUGUCCCUUCCCCCACCCACCUUGCUUAUUAAAUUCAUUUUUUUUUAAAAUAAUGAAGCAGUGAAGAUGGCCAAUUUAUUAAAUAAAAGACUUACUGCGUGUAAAUGAUUCAUACGAUUCCUGUGUUUAUAUGGAGAUUUGAUUCAUUGGUUUAAGAAAAAUUCAAAUGUUUUGUAUAUUCUGUUGUAAGAAUUUCCUCCUGUUAUUUCGAUAUAUUAUGGAAUCUUUUCAUUCGAGAGGAAAAAAAAACUUGUCUAUUUUGACCGGCUAAAGCUAAAGCAAUUCUAGGUUCUUCUUACUUGGCUUUUUUUCUAGUAGUUACAGUACAAGAUUUAAGUUAAA